This is a messenger RNA of Peronospora farinosa, 2559 nucleotides long. Lineage: Eukaryota; Oomycota; Peronosporomycetes; Peronosporales; Peronosporaceae. The record is from the annotation of a GenBank genome assembly.
AUGGAACGCAGCUCAAGUCCCGUACGUGAUUGUGCCAGUCUCUCCCCAUUGGAACAUCAAAAACGCCAUGCUCUUCUUCACAAGAUCACGCAAUUUGAAACAAAAGGGGCAAUUCUGCCCAUAGAUGCACGGACAUUACGUCAUCAGCUUCACGACAGUACAAGCGGUCAAUGGAAAGCCGUGGAAAGGCGUUUACAGCAAUUGGCAUUGAAUUGGAACCCCUAUCAAGAUUGCAAGAAUUUCACGUGUCGAAAGAAGACUUUGAAAUUGAAUUUCUAUGAGCUUUUAGCACUGGAAAAGGAUGGAAAUGUCGAUACAAACGACAUUAAACGGCAGUUUCGAAAACUGGCCUUGCUGUUGCAUCCUGAUAAGAUGAGGAGGAAUUGGAAAAAGGAUGGGAAAGUGGAAGAAUUGGAUGAAAACAAGCGGCAGGAGGUGGACGUGACACAGUUUGCACGGCUGAGAUUGGCCUACGAGACGCUGAGUGAUCCGAAGAGACGUGCAGCGUACGAUCAGAAACUGCUGGAAGCUUUACAACCACAAAUUGGUCCUGUAGUGAAGGACCAAGUGAAACUAGAAACAUCGACGGACUUUGCGUCCUUGGAGUGGAUGGCACGUGUCAAACACAAGAUGGACGUAAUGGAACGGAUUGCCGAAUGGGCCAAGUUGUUGCGAAUGAAUCCAACGGAAUUACGCUUUGAGACUGGUGAGCCAUGCGCUGGAAAAAAAUGUGGUAAAAUUGUGAGCAUGGACCGAGAUUUAGAGUGCUCCGGGUCGCCACGCCGUCGUGUGUACAUUUGCUUGUUGCACAAGUACAUCCACGCAUGUGAUGAAACUUGCACAAGCUUAUUUGGUGAUGCCGAGCUGGAUCGACGUGUGUGUCCGAUGCGAGCGUAUUGGCUCAUCCAAAAUUGGCUGUUCGAUCAGUUGCAGAUUGCAACGCUUCAGCAAGAGCAAAUGCAGCAAUCGCUUAACUCAACAGCUAAUGAAAGUGAGGGUGGACAGCCUGUGCUAAAGAAAGUGAAGCACGAAGCUGAUUCCGAUCCUCCUGUUGCGCUGAAUAAAGAGACUACGGUGCCGGUGAUAUGCGGAUUCAAGCCAUCGGAAAUUUAUUUGGGCGAUCAGUACACUCGCUUUCAGGUUGAGAAGAUUGCAGAGUGUCAGAGUGACGUGUGCCGAACGAACUUCCAGUUUUUGGAAGACGGUAUAUAUGCUUGUCGUCGCCACGGAACGCCUCACAUCUGUACGUUUGAGCAGUGUGAUCGACAGGAGUUACGCAUGGGUAGUUACAUUUGCUGGGUUAGCGGUAUCGUUUACGGUCGUGAACGGGAGCAAGUGGGUACGGACGUGCGUACACGUCGCAUCGUGUAUUUAGAUGCGCAGGCUGACGAGAACUCCGUUGAAAUGGAAGUUCCUGUAAUGCUGCCGUUGGGCAAAGCAACAGGGUUUCUAUUGGAAGGAGACCCUUCUUGGCAGCACUCUAGCGAUAUGUCGUCACUAUCGCCACCGCCACCAGACGAGAAAUUGUGGAGCAAGCGGCCACGUGCGGACUCUAAUGAGCCUGCGUAUGACAAUCCAUCGCCGAGGCGCGAAGUACGAAAGAGGUUUAAGUGCGACCGAGAAACGUCACCGGUGCGCAAGCGCCUACAUGAACGGUUGACAUCGAAAAUUGAGCGUGCAAAGUCAACGUCGUUUCACAUUUUUCUCAAGCUCCCUCGUGCUGUUGCCAUCUUGCCAAAGGUAGCACUGGAGCUGGAAGAAGUUGUGGGUAGCUCAGAUGAUGAAGAGUUUGCAACCAAAACUGCUGCUACUCGUAGCAAGAAGAACUUGCUGCAGAUUUUUCUGCACGCGCGUCACACAGUGAACUACAUCAAGUACUGGGUAGAAGAGCUUACGGAGCAGCAACUAUCCGUUUGGGACCAACAGAUAUAUUGGGAUGGCACCUUAAUCGGGGAAGAGGCAGACGUGAUGGUCCUAGAAGAGCAUGGCAUAUCGGCGGGUUGCAUACUGGAACUACGCCUUCACGAUGACUGUCCAUUGCUGGUAUCUACCUGGAAUGGCAAAAGUGCAGCAUCUGGAGAUGGAGGGGGUGCUCCUGUUGAGUAUAACACUGUACAGAUUUCGAAAGAGGCGGAGGAAGAUUUGAAUGAUCUUCACGAAGAAUGGAAGAAUGUCGUAGUGGCUGAAGAGCAGGCUUUCGAGCAAUCUCGUCUUAAACAUGAGCGUGAAAAGCUGGAACUUCGUGGUGCUAUAGGCCAUACAGAAGUGCUUCGGUAUUACAACGCCAAGUCAGCACCUCGACUAGUUGGCGUAAUCCAAAAGCGAGCCAUUGGUAAUGGCACCGACGGCAUGCAAAAGCGGGAACUAUUUCCACCCAGUGUAGAUGCUAUAAGGAAAUGUGAGAAGGAGGCAGCUUUGGUGUCGAUCAGGAGCGACAUUUUGGUAAAUGAAGAGCAAGAACAAGUCCUAAAAGGGAUUGAGGCGAUGCGAUCAUUGUCGAACGACGCUCAACCAGUCAAAGGAGUCAAGAAGGCGUGGACAAAGCCAGAAAACAAGUAA